Salvelinus sp. IW2-2015 is the source of this 2016-nucleotide messenger RNA. Its product is annotated as cerebellin-2-like. Gene Ontology annotation, cellular component: synapse. Gene Ontology annotation, biological process: maintenance of synapse structure. Gene Ontology annotation, molecular function: protein binding. NCBI's taxonomy places the organism in Eukaryota, Metazoa, Chordata, Actinopteri, Salmoniformes, Salmonidae. The record is from RefSeq and is a predicted model, not a curated record.
GUGUUUUGUAUACGUGUUUGUUUGGUCUUUGUAAAUUAGUAGCUUUGUAGCUMCAUAAUAAUCAUGUAAAUUAGUCAAAAGACAACUUGACUGGUACUAUAGAUGUUUUUCAUGUUUUGAACAGAUAAUUUGUUAAAUUUCAUCCAUAGCCAAUUGUUAUGAAAAUGUUUUUGUUAAUCAUUCAAAGUGUUUCUGUGAUACUCAGAGGCUGAUCACUUGGUGAUUGAGCUAAUCUGACAUACCGGUAUGACAUAAGAUAGCCAUGAGCGCUGGUGAAGACCCCUGCCUACACAGUCUAGCCAAUCUGAGACCACUGCAUGUACACUAAGUAUCACAUCUGUAAUUACACAAUAUUAUCUGUAUGGAGCCACAUGCAAUUGCGCCAUCCUUGGAAUAUCAGGGCAAGUGUGGUGUGUAUCUUUCAGGAGUCCCUCCACUCUCCCCACUAAACAAUCAUUCUGAUGUACUGUAACUUUGUCUACAAAACAUUGUCUYUUGACCAAUUUACAUGAUUAUUAUGGAGCUAAUCCAAAACCAGAGAUUUAUCGUUUUAAUAGACUUCAGAGAUUUGAGAAGAAACAAAGUUAUUGCCAGACAUGCCAUCUGUUUCAAUAUGGUAAGCAAUCAUUUUAAGAAUAAAAAGUAGGUCAUAUUGAGUGUAAAUGUGAUAUAAUACAGAUCAGUCUGCAUUGGACAUUCUGUGAAUGUCAGAACAUUGUGUUAUACCUACACACAUAGAGACAAUGAAAGUCUGCAGACUGGAUGACGGAUUCAGAGCCCGACUGGGGCCAAACUGAGGGUUAACGUUGUUUGAGAACAGACUGUUACUACCAUAUAUUGUCAACUCCUCUUUUAUAUAGACAGAAACUUGAAGGCCUACAUGUUUGUGUUGCAUUUGCCAGCCACUUGAUGGUGCAAGUGUAACUCAUAUCACAGCAUUGACACUGCACUAUGCAUACUGUGUGUGCUUGUGUGUGUGAGAGUAUGUGUGAAUGAGGGGUGAAGGGGGACUGAUUGCCUGAAACAGAACAGUCGCACCCCAUAAACGGCGAAACAGUCGAUCUUGUGCCAUGCUGCCGUUGGUCCUCCUAGGUUUUGGCGUUGCCUUUUCAUUGGGACAGAAUGACACGGGGCCUCUUGUUUUGGAGGGAAAGUGUCUGGUGGUUUGUGAUGCGAACCCGUCUGCAGAGGGAGCGUUCACCUCUUCCUUCGGGAUAUCUGUCCGGGCAGGCGACGCUAAAGUGGCUUUCUCUGCGCUCAGGGGAACCAACCACGAACCUUCCUCUAUGAGCAAUAAGUCUCUGACCAUCUACUUUGAUCAGUUACUAGUAAACAUUGGCAACCAUUUUGAUCUGCAAGCAAGUGUAUUUCAAGCACCAAGAAGAGGCAUUUACAGUUUCAGCUUCCAUGUGGUGAAGGUUUACAACCGGCAGACUAUACAGGUGAACUUGAUGCACAACGAAUACCCUAUCAUAUCAGCUUUCGCCGGGGACCAGGAUGUCACUCGAGAGGCUGCGAGCAAUUCAGUUCUUCUGCACCUGGAACGGGGGGACAAACUCUACUUGAAGCUUGAGCGGGGAAAUCUAAUGGGUGGAUGGAGGUACUCAACGUUUUCUGGAUUCUUGGUUUUUCCACUCUAAGUCUCAAAUCAAGUGAUAUUUAUUUUAUUCAAGGACGUUGGCCACCCUUCUUUGGACUUUAAUUAUGAAGAAAUGUAUAACUGACUGAGAUAAAGUAGGGCUAUUUUGGUCAUAUAUGAUGAAAUUAUUCUGUGCUAUAAUGUUGGGAUUUGUAUUGCUGAAUGUGAAUGAUUGUUGGUAUAAUAUGAUCUAAACUGCGAAGAGUAGCCUGUUCAAGCGAAUGUUAGUUGUACUCAUUCAGUAGCUAUCCAAGGUCCUGAAUCCGCAUACACAGAUAUACUCGGUAGCUGUCAGUGGUGCUUAAAGUGCAUCGAGCCAACAGGUGGCGAUUGAAUGUUGGCUCUGGUGUCAACGUUGUUGCCGUAGUGUAAUUGAA